Ylistrum balloti is the source of this 660-nucleotide messenger RNA. Its product is annotated as potassium voltage-gated channel protein Shaw-like. Lineage: Eukaryota; Metazoa; Mollusca; Bivalvia; Pectinida; Pectinidae. Gene Ontology annotation, molecular function: voltage-gated potassium channel activity. Gene Ontology annotation, biological process: protein homooligomerization; potassium ion transmembrane transport. Bases 1 to 660 code for a protein of 219 amino acids. The record is from RefSeq and is a predicted model, not a curated record. The transcript is spliced from 2 exons.
AUGGGAUGCAAUAAAAAUGAGUGCAUUCUUCAACUCGGUUCUGAUCAGUUUGUGGUAACCAAAGAAGCUGCUCUCAGAGCUUUUGGUUCCAAAAUUGAAGCAUUCCUUGACACUUCAUCCGAACCUGAUAUGUUCACGAAAUACAUUAUUAGAAGACCAAGGGCAUCCACUUUGGCCCUAAUAGAAUAUUGUUACACCGGACAACUGCACAUACCUCAAAGCGUUUGUAAGGGCGAGUUUUUAACAGAAUUACAAUUCUGGGGUUUAAGAUACAAACUGUUGGAAACGUGCUGCUAUCAAAAACUCUGUAUAUUCUUGAACAAUCAGCAAAUGCUUAAAGGGUUUCAAGAAAUGUACACUCGACAAGAAAACAGCAGUACAGACAGAAAACAGUACAGGAGUGUCAAGGAACGAAUUUGGGGUAUUGUCAACAAUGAUCGAAAGUCAAGAUUAUCCAAGGUUUACUUCCGCGUGUCGACAACCUUUGUAGUGCUGAUGAUUGCCGUACUCGCCAUCACCAGCAUGAACGACGUAUCUAAAUUGACACAACGGAACAUUUCUACGCAACUAGAAGACAUGAACAGCACAAUAACCUCUGAUUCAUUACGAAGUAUCAGUUCGACGGUGGAUGAAGAUAAUUCAAAGACCCCAUCCUUUUGA